CCAGACCAGUGUUCACCUCCUCCGUCUCCUCCUCCUCCUCACCGCCGGGGAGUUGACACCUCGCCUCAGUCCUCCUCUUCAUUGGGGAUCUGUGAGGCUUUCCUGUAACCAUGGGGGACGUGGUUUCCUCUCACCUGGAUGAGAGCAGACGGGAGAUGAUUACAGCUCGGACCAGAGAUGUGAUGAAGGACUUCAGUAAUGUGUACGAGCAGCAGUAUGCGGUCGCGCUCUUUAACAGCGUCCGCUUUGAGAUAGAAGGAGGAGGAGGGACGCAGUCACAGCUGCUUCACAGAAAGGACCCCCUGGCAGGCCAUUCAAUCUUCUCAGGGAGUCUGUUUCAAUACCUGGAGGAGAAUCGGAAGUGGAGGAAUCGCUUUGUGCACGUGCCAAACAGCUACACCAUCAGCCUCUAUGAGAGCAAAGCAGCGCAUGAACGACACCUGCACCCAAAAGUAACCAUCAACUGUGCUGGGUACAAGGCCCUGACCUCCAUGGAGGAGUACAUGGAGCUGAUUAACACCAGCCUGCCAGGUAUCAAGGCCAAAGUGGGCAGUCAUCCAUUCAUCAAGUGUGCGACUCAGUUUCCCCUCAUCCUGUGGCACCCAUACGCCCGCCACCACUACUUCUGUGUGUUGACAGAGAAGGAGCAGAAGAAGUGGCACGCUGUGCUGCAGGACUGCGUCAGACACAGUAACAAUGGUCUGUCAGAGAAGUGCACUGUUCAGACGCCAGCCUUCACAGAUGCCGUGAGACUUCACAGACAAGCCAAGGGACACUAUGGGACCUGGGAGAUGAUGUGCGGAGCGCCCCCACAGAUUCUGGCUAAUCUGGUGAUGGAGACCCUCCAACCAGAGCUGAGAAAUGUGAUUGGCCCUCGCCUGAAAGGGAAGAUGCAACAGAGACAGAGAAAUUGGAUGUUGAUCUCUGAUGCGGUGUACAAGCAGGUGUUGUCCCAGACUACCGGUCAGUAUGAGGCACUGGUGGAAGCCUGUGAGGCACAGAGAGGUCCACUGGACGCCAGACUGAGAACUGACAUGGACCAGAUCAUCACAUCUAAAGAACACGUCAGCGGCAAGAUACGAGCUCUGGUGUUGCCCAAGGCAGAGCAGCUCCUGCGGACCAGCAUCCAGCCCUACAUCAGCUCCAUCCUGGAGGCCCUGAUGGAUCCCGCGAGCCGCGGUUUCUCUGAGGUCAGGGACGUCUUCUUCAGAGAGAUGGUGGAGAUCAGCAAGAACUCACUCAACGGAGGAAGCAAAGAAAGACUGGGAGAGCACAUGGAGAGGCUGUCCAUGCUCGCAUUCCACCCUGUGAAAAUGCAGAGCUGCUACGAGAAGGUGGAGCAGCUCAAUCUGGAGGGGCUGCAGCAGAGGUUCGACGUCUCCAGCCCCUCAGUGUUCGUCAGCAGGGCUCAGAUCCUCAUGAGGGAGCAAAUGGACAAUGCAGUGUACACAUUUGAGCAGCUGCUCCACCAGUCUUUGGAUGCCCAGGGAGAAGACGACAUGUGCAAGGCCAUCCAGCGAUGCCAGGACAGGGUCCUCAAGAAAUAUGAUUAUGACAGCAGCACAGUGCGCAAGAAGUUCUUCAGAGAGGCUCUGCUGCAGAUCAUCAUCCCAUACAUGCUGCAGCAGCUCUCGCCAUCCUGCUCACCUGAGCUGCCUCGCUUUAAAGAGCUAAUCUUCGAGGACUUCUCCCGUUUUCUGUUGGUGGAAAAUAUGUUUGAGGAGGUGGUGCUGCACUCUGUCACCAAGGACAUAAUGAUGGCUGUGAAGGAGGCAGCUGUCCAGAGGCGACACAAUCUCUACAGGGACAGCAUCAUUCUGACCAACAGUGACCCCAACCUGCACCUGCUCGGAGAAACCCCUCCAGUGGACUGGGCCACCAAAUUUGGAGGCAAUGAGCCAGAGGAUUCGUUCGGUGGCGGUCUUGAAGGAGGGGGUUCUGGGAGAAGACGCAGGCAGGUUGUGUCCAUGAUCCAGCUGGAAGGGGUUCCUCUGCCCUAUGAGUCCUGUCUGGAGGUUCCAGGUGUGGAGCUUAUCCCUGAGGAGGAUCCCGAGAUGUGUGACAGCAGAGAGGACGAUGAGGAGGACUCAGACCUGCCUGAGGAUCCCAAGUCUCCUGAUAGUGUAAAUGAAAUCAGGGACCUGAUCAAUCCGGUGGUUGAGGUAGUGCUGCCAGUGUCAAAGGAGAACCAGAGCGACAUGACCAACGGGAUGGAGAUGAGCACCGCCACCAUCACCCUGGACGAUGGGGUGCAGGAGGAUGUGACACAUGUCACCACACUGGUGGAGGACGUCCCCAGGAAGUCUCCACAAAACAAGACGUCCCCGCAGACAAUCCUCCAGCAGCUGGUAGGAAGCAAGAAGCAGGAAGCUGAUAAGGAGCAUCAGGAGGAAGAAGCAAUUAAGAAUGCCAUCCAGGAAAUGGAGAUACAAGAACGUGACAGUGAACGGAUUGCUGAGGUUUGUGCUGCAGAGUCAGAUUCUGAGUCAUCACCAAAGCCACCAUUGGCUACAGACUCUCGCCUGCAUGAUGACAGCGGCUUCCAGUCACCGUCCAAUGAGGGACUGGAAGAAGGUAAGCCUCAGCCUGUCACAAAUGGUCUGAAUGGAGAGGACAAAAUCGUUGACCCUGUAGAGGUGGAGGUGGUUUUAGCGUAAGAAGACAAUUAUCUGCUCAUGCACUUGGAGAGAAAACAGCAGUGUGCAUCACAUGUGAUGGGAGAGAAGUAAGGAUUGUACAAUAAGGAUUGUAUUUAAGGGUUUCAUUUGAAGCGUUGCCUUUUCUUUAUUGUUGUUGAUAUCGAGCACUAUAAAACCAAUUCUUCCAUCCUCUCCUAGACUAGAGACAUUUCUUUGGUGAUUGGUUCUUCUUUAUGCAGCUUAAUGUAACUCAAUGCAAGUUUUCUUCAUAUUUUGUGUAUGACACUGAAUUCAAUAUACAGUACAACUUUUGACUGGUACUGUAUCUCAUUUAUAUGAAUCAGAAGGGAUCUUAAACGAUAAUCCACACACAAUAAGAGAGGAACUAAAUUUAAGUUAUUUGUUAAUUUAAUGUUGUGAACACAACAGGAAAUCAGGCCAAUGUUUUUUCUCAAUAUCUCUCACAUUUAUAUAGUCAAAUAUACUAUAGAUGCAGCCUUUAACUCUACUGCUGGUGAAUGGAUCCUCUAAAAGUCACAGCCUCUACUUGACAGCAGGGGGUGCUAUAUCAGCCUCCAGUUGUUGUGUCUGGAUUUAUGUGUAUUUUAACUACAAAUUUUUCAAAUACUGGUAUCUAUUUUUGUAAAAUGUAAGUUUUUAAAUAUGUAAUUUGUUUACUUUGUGAGCAUUUCUUAUAGUAGCAAAUGGCCUUAAUGUUUCAAUGUGUUUCAGUUCAAACUGCGAAAAAACAAAAAAGUAAGAUGUUAUUGUUAGUUUUACAUCUGUGGAGGAAAACAAACUAAAUUUCUUGUCUUCGCCUGUGGGUGUAGAAGGCCAAGAUACAGUAAAUAAUGGUUCUCUAAUUUGUAGGAUUUUGAUGAACCUUUUAAUCAGAGGAAGCCCUCUACGUAGUUAUUUGGGGGAAUCUUAAUAGUGGCUUCUGGUGAUGAUGUUCAAAUAUCACUGAUAUUUUUUCUUCAACUUCAUUGUAAAUACAUUAAACAGAUAUGACAAUGUCUAUUUAACAUUUUAUUUUAUUUAAAUGUUCUAAUCUGGGUUAAAGGGUCAAUUCACCUAAAUCACAAGGAAGUCUAAACAUAUUUUCUGAUACUUAUCCUUGUGAAGACAUUUGUUCAUAUUCAUCUUACUAAUUAAGGGGACACAAAUGUUUGAUACAUCUAGGAAAUGUUACUUUAUUCCUGAAAUACAUCAGUAUAUAACAAACUGCUUGUCAAGCCUACAAUUAACAUGGGCAUUUUUUGGUAAUGCUUUAUUCUACAUGUCUGUAUAGUUUCCUAGGAAGUUUCCAGGAGAGAACUACAUGUAUGUAAGUUGGUACUAAAUAUAGGGAAAAUGAAACAAAAAAAAAAAAGAAAAAAAAUAGAAAGAAAAGAGGAAAGAUCUGACACAGUUAUUUGACUUUCAGUAGUUGUGUUGCGUUUAUCAGCAGUUGUUUCCUUGAAAGAGAUGCUCCACAUUGUAUGCUUGGCUGUUCACAAAUCUUGCAUUUUUGCAUGUUCAGCAAACUAACUAAAAACUCUCUACUGUAAGUUACACUAACAAUUAAUUGGAAUUAUUUAUAAGUUUACCAGUUGAACACUGUUUCGUCAAGUCAGUUUUAUUUAGAUAUCCCCAAAUCAUAAAUCACAAAUUUGCCUAAAAGCUUUACAGUCUGCACAACAGAUAGCAACCUAUAUCCUAUAUCAAUUCAGAUAAGGCAAGACUUCACCAAAUGAAGUUAGCAUGCAAACAUGCUCACUAUGACAAUGCUAACAUGCUGAUGCUAAGCAGGUAUAAUAAUUACCUUGUUCACCAUCUAACUUUAGCGUGUUAGCAUGCUAACAUAUACUUAUUAGUGUUAAACACAAAGAUUUUGAAAGUCCGUUUCCAUUCCGUUCUAAAUCAAAGUAUUUAACAAGCUAAAAUGUAAAUGAAAAGUUAAGGGAUCACUGAAGUGAUUACAAUUCAUCCUGAGGGGAACAUGAAUGUGUUGUUGCUGAGAUAUGUCACAAAAAGUACAAAAAACUGUGAACCUCUUGAUGGAGCUAGAGAAAAGGUCAGUAGAUCACCAAAGCCAGUAGGAUUUAUCAUCUGGAAACUGUAAAUUUUGUGCUAAUUCAUUAAGAUGUUGAGAUAUUUCAGAGAACAAGUGAAAACUUUGACCUGCAGGUGGCACUAAAAAGGUCACAGGGUAAACAAAGUCACUAGGACUCAUCCUUAAGGAACCAUGAAUAUCUGUACAAAUUUCACAGCAAUCCAUCAAAACUGUUGACAUAUUUCAGUCUGGACCAAACUGACUGAUGGACAUAUUGACUGGCAUUGCUGUCCCUAGAGCCACUCUGCUAGCAUGGCUGAGAAGGAUCUCUCCUCCAGGACAGACAGACAUGAAUUAUAAUAGGUGUUGUACAGAGGUAACUGUAGCACAAUUACAACAUGGGGAGACAGAAUGACAAUUUUAGGUACACGCAUAUCAUUUUAUGUCUCCCAAUUAUAAUUUGUAUCAAACAUCCUUUCCAGGAACCUUCCUGUGUAUUUGCAGUUACGAAUCAGUUUCUUUCUAAGAAAUUCUAUGAAACUUAACUUGUAAAAUAAAGUAUUACUAUAUUUUUGUUGUCAGCAUCACAUACUCUAAAAGGGUGAAUUAUUUUCACUUCUGUAUCAUCUGUAGUCGACAGGACAAGUUAGAAUUUUAUCUUAAAUGCUGAGAAUCCCCUUGCAUUUUCCCCUGUUGUGAAAUCACCUACUGCCACUGUAUGCAAGGCACAUUUGUCUCAACUGUUAAGUUUGCUGCCUUUAGACCUAUACAUCCAUAACUUCCAAUGGAGGACCACUGUCACCUUCUCCUGUUUAUUUAUUAUAAAAACCUCUGUGUGGUUGUUGUCAACAGCUCUCUUUGAUUUGUAUGUUUAGUCUUUUGUCGUCCUGAAAUAUAUUUCAAAAAUAUAUGGAUGAAUAAAAUUGUUUCAUCGACUAUU
This is a messenger RNA of Thunnus maccoyii (southern bluefin tuna), 5614 nucleotides long. It is a transcript of the gene niban2a, whose product is annotated as niban apoptosis regulator 2a. The record is from RefSeq and is a predicted model, not a curated record. Lineage: Eukaryota; Metazoa; Chordata; Actinopteri; Scombriformes; Scombridae. Bases 111 to 2657 code for a protein of 848 amino acids. The transcript has 15 exons.